This is a messenger RNA of Truncatella angustata, 1429 nucleotides long. RefSeq lists its product as uncharacterized. Gene Ontology annotation, biological process: rRNA processing; ribosomal large subunit assembly. Gene Ontology annotation, cellular component: nucleus. Bases 351 to 1241 code for a protein of 296 amino acids. Lineage: Eukaryota; Fungi; Ascomycota; Sordariomycetes; Amphisphaeriales; Sporocadaceae. Gene Ontology annotation, molecular function: nucleic acid binding; exonuclease activity. The transcript has a single exon. The record is from RefSeq and is a predicted model, not a curated record.
ACACAAAUGUCAUAGAGUCGCAUGCAUCACUACUAGUCUCGAUGUGAUAGCCAAUAUUAUCCCAUGAUACACUGCCAGCUUUCCCCACAAAGACCGUACCAAAUCCAGUAGCCUACGAUGCCAUUCACUGUUACGUCAAUGGAAGUCUACUGAGGAUCAAGAUAGGCUAACUUCUGGCAGAUUUUCCAUGGUCAUCAAAGCCACUUGUUUUCCUGGAUAGCCCAGACUACCCUAUUGUGGACGGCUGCCAUGUCAGUGGCUACAAGCAGCACGGCACAAACCAGUAUAGUUUGUUCACCCUGCCGGACCAAGAAAGGCUAUUCCAAGCGCUCCAGCUCAGGUGCCACUCAAUGCGCAGACUGACGCAGAAGAAGUUCCUCAUAGCAGAGAACUUCUCAUCCUGGCCUGACCUCCACCUUCCAGACGGUAUCAACUUGAGGGAUAUCGCCAUGACUCCAGCAUCAUCACAUCGAUGUCCCCGCCAAGUUGUGGCUAUUGAUUGUGAAAUGGUUGCCGUUGGGUCUGGCAGGUUUGAAGGGGGUAAAGAGAAGGAGAGAAACGAGCUUGCACAGUUAUGCGCCGUAGACGUCUUGACGGGUGUGGUUCUGAUCGACAAAUUGGUCCUGCCCAGAGAAAAGGUCCUCAACUGGAACACACGAUAUAGCGGGGUCUCAUAUCCCAAGAUUUGCGCUGCUAGAGAGAGUGGCAGGCUCUUAAGAGGCUGGCAGGCUGCCCGAGCGGAGCUCCUCAGCUUCAUCGACGUGAACACGAUCAUCGUCGGGCAUGCUGUGGAGAACGACCUACACAUCCUACGCAUUGCUCAUAGCAAGAUUGUGGACACGAGCAUACAGACAGCUGAGGCCGUAUACGGCGAUACGGAGAGACUGGGCAGGACUUGGGGAUUGAAGGAGCUGGCCAAGUCCUUGCCUGGUCUCUUUGUCCAGGUCGAGAAAAAAAAGGGCCACGAUUGCGUUGAGGACACUCUAGCAACACGCGAGAUUGCUCUAUGGUGUCUUAACCAUCAUCCUGAGCUUGCUGAAUGGGCUACACGCAUGAGAGUAGAGCUGGAGAACAAACGAGUCGAGCGCGAGAAGAAGAAGGAAGAGGACCGGAAAAAGACAGAGGCGCAGAAUGAAGUACCGGCGGGCCAGGGCUGGCCGCAGAUACCUUUGCCGCCUCUAGGUUUUGAGCUAUCGCAGGGCACGUCCGAUAAUCUCAACCAGCUUGACGCAAGCUACUGACGGACGCCUACACUGGCAGUCACAUAGACUUGAUAUUACUAAUAAAUUGAUAGUUUCUAGAUUGAGCACUAUAAUAUAGAAAUGAGAAGCGACGACCGUCACACCAAGUGGAACUCCAUUUGUUCGUGGGAUAUCCUGCCCUUCGACAUUACAAUUCUCUGUCUAGAUGGAAAUUUGAGAGUUGCUCC